GUACCCAACAAAUUAAGAAGAUAGAUUCCAUUGCCUGGCUAGAGUUGUAUUAUAGUAGCACGAGGACAUGGAGACAUCGCUAGUUACGUAUGCAUGUCUCUGUGGUGCAACAACACUGUCCAUUGGGUGGCUGCUACACUGGAUAUACAAAUGGAUGAACCCACCGUGCAGUGGGGCUCUUCCUCCUGGUUCCAUGGGAUUUCCUAUUCUUGGUGAGAGCAUCCAGUUCUUCAGAAGGAGCUCUUCCUUGGACGUCCCAGACUUCUACAAGAUAAGGCUGAAAAGGUAUGGUUCGAUUUUCAAGACAAGCUUGGUUGGACAGCCUGUUGUAACUGCAGAUCCAGAGGUCAACAGGUUCAUAUUUCAACAAGAAGGCAAGUUGUUUCGAAGCUGGUACCCUGAGGCAGCAAAUAUAAUUACCGGCGAGGAGACCAUCGAUGGAUUUCAUGGCCCUCCUCACAAGUUCAUCAGAAACUCCAUUAACAAAUUAUUUGGCCUUGAAUACCUGAAGCACAACCUUCAUGAAGUGGAUGGUGCCAUAAGAAAAACUUUUGCUGAAUGGUCCGCAAAAUGUGUCAUUGAUGUGCAUGAUAGCACCCCAGAUAUGAUUAUUGAUCAGGUGGCUAAGAUGCUGUUUAGCCUCAAUCCUUCCGAGUCAAGAGAAUGGACAAAGAAUUACAGUGCAUUCCUUCAGGGGUUGAUAUCCUUCCCACUAUACUUACCAGGAACAACAUUUUACCAUUGCAUGCAGGGGAGGAGAAAUAUGCAGAAGGUAAUGUCAAAUUUGUUGAGAAAGAGGCUAAGCAAACCUGAAGUGAAACAUGGUGAUUUUCUUGAUCUAAUUAUUGAAGAGCUCCAGACUGAGAAACCGACAAUAGAUGACAAGUUUGCUACAGAUGCAUUGGUUGCACUCCUGUUUACCAGCUUCGUAACACUCGCACCCAUCCUCACCUUGGCGUUCAAGUUUCUCAGUGACAACCCGGAAGUAAUCAAAGCUCUUGAGGAGGAGCAUGAAGCAAUUGUGAGGAACAGAUGCGAUGCAAGUUCUGGGAUCACAUGGGAGGAGUAUAAGUCACUAACAUUCACAAAUAUGGUUGUGAAUGAGCUAACCCGAAUGAGUAAUGCCACACCAGGUGUUUUCAGGAAAACAAUGACAGACGUGCAAGUGAAUGGUUAUACAAUUCCAUCCGGUUGGAUGGUCAUGGUAUGCCCCAUGGCGGUUCAUGUAAACCCUGAGUUUUUUGAAGACCCUCUCAAGUUUAACCCAUGGAGGUGGCAGGAUGAGUCCAAACGGAGCACACUACUGAAGAGUUUCAUGCCAUUUGGGAUAGGCAUGCGGACAUGCCCUGCCACAGAUUUUAGCAAGCUUUUCACUGCAAUUUUCCUUCAUGUUCUGGUCACAAAGUACAGAUGGAAGAAUAUCGAUGGCGGGGAAGUAGGCCGCAUGGGAGUGAUCAUUUUCCCGAAUGGGUAUAAAAUUAAACUCCUCCCAAGGACUUAAAUUACCAUGAACAUAUUGCUGGUAAAGUCUCGGAGUAAAAAUGUGCCUUCCUUUGCACUAUAUAUGCAGUGGAAAAUAAAAUGUGUGCUACGCAUUUGCUCUGAAUAUGUGUUGCAGAAAAUGGAAGUGUAUGUUAAAAUAUUACUGCGUUUGUAUGCAAAGUUUAUAUUGUACGCGGAUGGUACUUGCAUGGUUGUAGAAAUUGCUGUUGUUUUAUAAGAGGUGUAUAUGGAUCAGCCUCUAUUCUGUUAACAUUCCAUCAAGAUCAUCCUCAGCCGAGGCAACAGUUUGUAAACAUUAAUAAUGUACAAAUAUGGAAUACUAUAUUUAUAUAUACUGGAUAUG
This is a messenger RNA of Sorghum bicolor (sorghum), 1846 nucleotides long. Its product is annotated as cytochrome P450 87A3. Lineage: Eukaryota; Viridiplantae; Streptophyta; Magnoliopsida; Poales; Poaceae. The record is from RefSeq and is a predicted model, not a curated record. The transcript has 9 exons. Gene Ontology annotation, biological process: sterol metabolic process. Gene Ontology annotation, molecular function: oxidoreductase activity, acting on paired donors, with incorporation or reduction of molecular oxygen; iron ion binding; monooxygenase activity. Bases 68 to 1501 code for a protein of 477 amino acids.